AUAUAUAGUAUAUAGGAUCUUACUAACUGUAGUGCGCUCAGCUCCGCUCAAACCAAAAGACAUCCAAUCCCAUAGCAGAAAUAAAAAUGUCUCACCCCAAGCGCAAGCUCUUUGUUACCCUCUCUAUUCUCCCAUUCAUCGUUGGUGCUUUCCUAUUGCUCUCCUUGUGGACUCCCGUCUCCGGUUCUGAGCAUCAUACCCUCAUCCGAUCCUCAUGCAGCUCUACACUUUACCCCGACGUCUGCUUUUCUGCAAUCUCGUCCUCCUCAGUCCCAUCCUGGGAGAUGAAGACGCCGAAGGAUGUGAUAAGAGUGGCCCUAGAGCACACAGUCUUAUCAACGCAGCAUAACUACUUUAACAUCAAGAAGAAGCUCGCAUCCCGGGCCCUCCUAACGGUCCGUGAGAGGACCGCGCUUCAUGACUGCCUCAACAUGGUGGACCAAAGUCUUGACGAGCUCCGGGCCACCCUCCAUGACUUGCAGGACUAUCCCAACACCAAUAGGUCGAUCGCACAGUAUGCAGACGACCUGCAAACACUCCUCAGUGCAGCCAUGACCAAUCAGGAGUCGUGCCUGGAUGGGUUCUCACACGACCGGGGUGAUAAGAAGGUACGACAGUCCCUGCUGACCGGUCAGAUGCAUGUGUUCCGCAUGUGCAGUAACUCGCUCGCCAUGAUCAAGAACAUGACUGACACUGACAUGGCAGAGCGGAGGAGCAUACUAGAGAUCAAGGAACAUAAGUUACCUGGGAGAGAGCUGGGAGCAGAGGAGGAGGGCAACACAAGGGGGUGGCCAAAGUGGCUGUCGGCCGGGAACAGGAGGUUGCUUCAGGCCACAACAGUGACUCCGGACAUCACAGUAGCGGCUGACGGGAGCGGCAAUUACAGGACAGUGGCUGCAGCUGUGGCGGCUGCUCCGGAGGGAAGCACAAGGAGGUUUAUAAUAAGGAUCAAGGCGGGGGUGUACAGAGAGAAUGUGGAGAUUCCGAAGAAGAAGACCAACCUCAUGUUUGUUGGAGACGGGAGGACCACCACCAUUAUCACAGGCAGCAGAAACGUCGUCGACGGCAGCACAACCUUCAACUCUGCUACUGUCGCCGUAGUCGGGGACGGGUUCUUGGCAAGAGACAUCACUUUCCAGAACACCGCAGGGCCAUCGAAGCACCAAGCAGUUGCACUGCGUGUCAACGCGGAUUUGUGUGCUUUUUACCGGUGUGAUAUGCUCGCAUACCAGGACACACUCUACGUCCACUCCCUCCGUCAGUUCUAUGUUGGGUGCCUCAUCGCAGGCACGGUGGACUUCAUCUUUGGGAAUGCAGCUGCUGUGCUUCAAGAUUGCGAUAUCCAUGCCCGUCGACCCAACUCUGGCCAAAGGAACAUGGUCACUGCUCAGGGCCGCGAUGAUCCGAACCAAAACACAGGAAUAUCAAUACAGAAAUGCAGAAUUGGUGCGACCUCGGACCUGCUAGCGGUGAAAGGCAGCUUUGAGACAUACCUGGGACGACCUUGGAAGAUGUACUCGAGGACACUGGUAAUGCAGAGUGCGAUCAGUGACAUCAUCCACCCGGCGGGUUGGUACCCGUGGGAUGGCAAUUUUGCACUCGAUACACUCUACUAUGCAGAAUAUGCCAACACGGGUGCCGGGCCGAGUACUGCGAAUCGGGUGACCUGGAAGGGCUACAGGGGGGUCAUUACAGCUGCUGAGGCGCAGGCUUUCACUGCCUCUCAAUUUAUUGCCGGGGGCAGCUGGUUGGCCAACACAGGCUUCCCUUACUCUCUUGGCCUCUAAGUUUUUUUGCUUCAAUUAUAACUGGGCAAAAUCUUCUAUCUAAAAGGAUCUCUGAGGGUCCCUUCAAGGUUCUUAUUAUGAUCAUUUCGAUCUCUAAUAAUUAACCUUUUUCCGGUGAGUAUGCUGGCAAGAGGGUGUAAACUCUUGUUCGGAUUAUGUUUUUCCGACAAUAAUAUCAAUUCCAGACAUUUGAUUGGUUUUUUUUU
Molecule: messenger RNA, 1993 nt
Organism: Punica granatum (pomegranate)
Lineage: Eukaryota; Viridiplantae; Streptophyta; Magnoliopsida; Myrtales; Lythraceae
Source: RefSeq, a predicted model, not a curated record